Molecule: messenger RNA, 996 nt
Organism: Parasteatoda tepidariorum (common house spider)
Lineage: Eukaryota; Metazoa; Arthropoda; Arachnida; Araneae; Theridiidae
Biological process (GO): deoxyribonucleotide biosynthetic process
Cellular component (GO): cytosol
Molecular function (GO): ribonucleoside-diphosphate reductase activity, thioredoxin disulfide as acceptor
Source: RefSeq, a predicted model, not a curated record
AUGGCAUUUCUAUUGAAAGAUUCUCCCGAAUGUGUGAAAUCUGAAUUGGAGUUGUUUAGCUUACCUAUUACUCAAACUGUUAUUCAAGAUGGUCAGUGGAUACAGUUUCAUCCACUUUCUAACGUGUUUGACAAUGCACCUGUAGAGUUUCACGUUUCAGGAAGUGCUGAAGAUUACAUAGAUCUCAGCCAAACUCAAUUGUUUGUGAAGGCAAAAAUUGUAAAAAGUGAUAAUACUCUCAUCACUAAAGAUGAUACUAUUGGACCUGUGAAUUUAUUUCUUCAUUCGUUAUUUUCUCAAGUUGAUAUUUCAUUGAAUGAUCGUAUUGUAUCCAAUUCAAGUAAUACUUAUCCUUAUCGAGCCUACAUAGAAACUCUCCUCAACCAUGGAUACGAUAGCAAAACUUCUCAAUUAACAGCUGAAUUAUUUUACAAAGAUUCUGAUGAUGGCUUGAAGAAAAGAAUUGCUUCUAUCAAAGAAAGUGCUACUGUGGAUAUGAUUGGGUGUAUACAUUCCGAUUUAUUUCACCAAGAGCGUUUGUUACUCAAUUUGGUGGAUGUGAAAAUAAAAUUGAUACGGAGUAAGCCAGAAUUUUGCUUACAAGGAUCUGACGGAUUUAAAGUAGUAUUAGAUCAUGUGUCUUUGUUUAUCCGAAAAGUUCGUGUGAAUCCAGGAGUGAUACUUGGUCAUGCAAAGGCAUUAGAAAAAACGAGUGCCAAAUAUCCCAUCAAUCGAGUGCAAUGCAAAGUGUAUUCGAUUCCUAAGGGAAGUAUGUCUUUUAUCCAAGAUAACGUAUUUUCAGGUUAUAUGGCGAAAAAAGUAAUAAUAGGUUGUGUGGAUCAUGAAGCUUUUCAUGGAACAUUUUCGAAAUCUCCCUAUGAUUUUAAUCACUUUGAUUUAAAUUUUAUUGGAGUGUAUAUAGAUGGGCAAUCUGUACCUCACAAUCCAUUGGAACUAGAUUUUGCAAAAAGUCAAUACAUUCGUGCCUAUCAAUAA